GAUGCGCCCCGGGGCCGCGGCCUCAUUGGAUGAGAGGUCCCCACCUCACGGCCCGAGGCGGGGCUUCUUUGCGCUUAAAAGCCGAGCCGGACCAACGUUCAAGUGCGCAGCUCUUAGUCGCAAGUCGACUGAGGUUUAUCAGUCACUCGCCGAGGUUCCCUGGGUCAUGGUGCCAGCCUGACUGAGAAGAGGACGCUCCCGGGAGACGAAUGAGGAACCACCUCCUCCUACUAUUCAAGUACAGGGGCCUGGUCCGCAAAGGGAAGAAAAGCAAAAGACGAAAAUGGCUAAAUUCGUGAUCCGCCCAGCCACUGCCGCCGACUGCAGUGACAUACUGCGGCUGAUCAAGGAGCUGGCUAAAUAUGAAUACAUGGAAGAACAAGUAAUCUUAACUGAAAAAGAUCUGCUAGAAGAUGGUUUUGGAGAGCACCCCUUUUACCACUGCCUGGUUGCAGAAGUGCCCAAAGAGCACUGGACUCCGGAAGGACACAGCAUUGUUGGUUUUGCCAUGUACUAUUUUACCUAUGACCCGUGGAUUGGCAAGUUACUGUAUCUUGAGGACUUCUUCGUGAUGAGUGAUUAUAGAGGCUUUGGCAUAGGAUCAGAAAUUCUGAAGAAUCUAAGCCGGGUUGCAAUGAAGUGUCGCUGCAGCAGCAUGCACUUCUUGGUAGCAGAAUGGAAUGAACCAUCCAUCAACUUCUACAAAAGAAGAGGUGCUUCUGAUCUGUCCAGUGAAGAGGGUUGGAGACUGUUCAAGAUCGACAAGCAGUACUUGCUAAAAAUGGCAACAGAGGAGUGAGGAGUGCUGGUGUAGAUGAUGACAACCUCCAUUCUAUUUUAGAAUAAAUUCCCAACUUAUCUUGCUUUCUAUGCUGUUUGUAGUGAAAUAAUAGAAUGAGCACCCAUUCCAAAGCUUUAUUACCAGUGGCGUUGUUGCAUGUUUGAAAUGAGGUCUGUUUAAAGUGGCAAUCUCAGAUGCAGUUUGGAGAGUCAGAUAUGUCUCCUUGAAUAUCUUUCGAUAAACAACAAGGUGGUGUGAUCUUAAUAUAUUUGAAAAAAAACUUCAUUCUCGUGAGUCAUUUAAAUGUGUACAAUGUACACACUGGUACUUAGAGUUUCUGUUUUGAUUCUUUUUUAAUAAACUACUCUUUGAUUUAA
Rhinopithecus roxellana (golden snub-nosed monkey) is the source of this 1158-nucleotide messenger RNA. RefSeq names its product spermidine/spermine N1-acetyltransferase 1 (gene SAT1). Gene Ontology annotation, molecular function: N-acetyltransferase activity. The transcript is spliced from 6 exons. The record is from RefSeq and is a predicted model, not a curated record. Gene Ontology annotation, cellular component: cytosol. The coding region runs from base 284 to 799 and encodes 171 amino acids. Lineage: Eukaryota; Metazoa; Chordata; Mammalia; Primates; Cercopithecidae.